AUGUUAAUAUUAGUGAAUUUUAUUAUUAUUAUUAUCACUAAUGCAAAUUUUUUUUUAUUUAAAAUAUACCAAUGUAUUAUUUUGAAAUAUCACACGUGUUAUCAGCGUAAUGAGUCGAUAUUAGCGCUGGAAUUGUACGUCAUACGUGUACUAAUUUCAAAUACUGAUGAAAGUGAUUUGGAUUCAUCACCUUCUACUCCAAGAAACAUACAAACAAAUGAUGAAGUGAUUAUCACAAGUUUAUCUGCUACAUCUUUGCAACCUUUCAGUGCUGGGAAAAAGCGAAUUGCUCUGAACUUGUUAAAAUCAGUACGACCUGAUAAUAAUGAUGAUAAUGGUUCAGAUAUUGAAAUCAAUGAUGAUGAUAAAAGUCAGAAUGGAGGAAUUUCCACGCAUGAUGAACGUCGUUCAAAAGGUUUAAUAGUACAAAAACCGCCAUCAUCAAAAAUCGUUAUAACACAUCAAAAGUCUACCGAAUCUAUGGAAGAUAAACAAGAAUUAUUACAUCCAAAACGAUCCUCUUUAGCAACUUUAAAUCUUCCAUCACGUAAAUUUGUCAAUUUACGUGGUAUCCAAGAAGGUGUACGACGAAGUUAUCCGGAUCCUCCACUUCUGGUAGCAUUAUUAGAUUUGAAAUCACCUGUGCUUGCAAGAGCAUCACUUCUUCUCGAAUGUGCUCUUUUUGUUAAUCGAUGUAAUAAAGGUGAUUGGCCUGAAUGGAUACGUUCAAAUAAUGCAUGUCAAUUAAGUGCUUUCGUUAUUGGAAAUACUUUUGGAAGUCGUGGAACGCCAAGUGCAACACGUCGAUUGCAUAUGAUGCAACGUGCAGCUGCACGUUGUUUCUAUGAUUGGGGAUGUCAGCUUGGUGAACGAAUUUAUAAAAUUAUGGAAGCAAAUGGAGCAAUGGUUAAUAAAACUCCAUCCAAAAAGGCUGAUUUAAAUCGACAUGAACUUAUCAUACAUGAUAAUUUAGAAGAUUUCUUCGACGAAGGAAUUGUAAAUGAUGAAAGUGGCGAACGUUGUCCACCAGUUAUUUUAUUUUUAGCAUGUCUUUUGCUUAAUGAAAUUACCGCCUUCUUAAGAGAAACAUUUCAGACAAUACAACGUUCACGAAGUAAUAAAGGAAUUAGUGGUGGUACAUUAAAUUAUGAUAAAUUAAUGUCAAAUCGACGUUGGUCUAUUCUUUCUAAUAUGUUUACCUUACAACAACAACAACAAAGAGCAAGUAGUAUACAAAGUAUUACGGAUGUCAAUCUUUCAAUUCAUCAAAGUGAUCGUCGAAUUAGUUUAUCAACAAAUGAAGAAAAUUCAUCACGAAGUUCACAUGAACAUACCGAAGAGAUUACACAACAACAAAAUGAUAAAAAAG
Messenger RNA from Loa loa (African eye worm), 1369 nucleotides. RefSeq lists its product as hypothetical. The transcript is spliced from 12 exons. The record is from RefSeq and is a predicted model, not a curated record. Gene Ontology annotation, molecular function: monoatomic cation channel activity. The annotation marks the transcript as partial. Gene Ontology annotation, biological process: monoatomic cation homeostasis. Lineage: Eukaryota; Metazoa; Nematoda; Chromadorea; Rhabditida; Onchocercidae. Gene Ontology annotation, cellular component: cation channel complex; axon.